This is a messenger RNA of Rotaria sp. Silwood1, 300 nucleotides long. The record is from the annotation of a GenBank genome assembly. Lineage: Eukaryota; Metazoa; Rotifera; Eurotatoria; Philodinida; Philodinidae.
AUGAGUACUAACGAGCAACCAGCUCAUGUUAGUCUUACUAUUCCAUCAGAACGACCACCACCUUCGGAUAAUUUUCAUUUUAUGAAUGAUACAUUUACUCUACCACAAGAUGGUCAAUCAGGUUCAACACAAAUACCACUUUCACAAGGAUAUGCUGGUAAAACAGAAUUUGACACUCAAGUACGUCAUCGUGGUUGGCUUGGUGGUACUUUAGAUGAACAAAGUUAUGGACAGUUACUUGAUACAACUAAUGAUGAUGAUGAUGAUACAAAUGCUGAUGAAAAUCGACCACUUUUGUAA